ACUGUCAGUGUGAACGUCAUUUUCACAUGAUAACAACACGUGUGUUUAAAUGCCAAUCCGAAUUUUAAUAAAUUAUCGUUUAAUGUGGAAAAAACGCACAAAAUGAAUCAAAAGAAAGUUUUACAGAAACCUUCCCUAUCAUAUACCAGUCACCCUGACUAUCGAAAACCUCCAAAGAUAGCAAAUCCGUAUCUACAAUGUCUCGGAACACCGCACAUAGAUUCAUUCAAUUAUAUGUUACAAGAAGGUUUAAAGGCAGCGCUCGCGGACUUAAUACCUGCUGAGUUUGAACUCCCGACUGGUGAAAAGAUAAAAAUAACAAUCGACGAGGCUGCAUUUGCUAAACCAAGCGUUCCAAUGGACGUAGUCGGUGUUAAAACACAAAGAGUACUUCCUACAGAAUGCCGACAAAGGGCUGCCACAUAUAAGGGUGAUUUUAAAAUAAGAAUGACUUUUAAUGUUGAUAGUAAAUCAAUAACUAUCGAUAGAUCGCUAGGAAGUCUACCUAUUAUGUUAAAGUCAAAAAUCUGCUAUUUAUCGGACAUGUCUCCUGAAGAACUGGUGCAGCAUAAUGAGCAUGCUGAUGAGUGGGGAGGAUAUUUUGUUAUUAAGGGCCAUGAGAGGUUAGCACGUAUGUUGUUGGUAACGCGACGUAAUUACCCAGUUGCCAUCAAGCGUUCAGGUUGGAGGAUGAGGGGGAAUCUGUUCUCAGAUUACGGUGUCCUAGUGAGGUGUGUUACUGCGGAUCAGACAAGCACAAAUAAUGUAUUACAUUUCCUACAAAAUGGCACAUGCAAGUUAAUGUUUUCUCAUAGAAAGAUGAUGUAUUACGCACCAGUGUUGCUUAUUAUGAAAUGUUUGGUGGAUUUCCCCGAUCACUAUAUUUAUAGAUUGUUAUUACAUGGGAAGAAAGAUGAUCUAUAUUAUGUCAAUUGUAUGCAAAACAUACUCCGUGAGCUACACGAAGAAGGUCUCCAUAACUCGGAGGAAUGUAGAGCAUAUCUCGGGAAGAUGUUCAGACCAAAACUCUCCGAGUUACCACCUUGGUCCACUGAUAUGGAGGCUGCAGAUUUUCUACUUAAAAGAUGUGUUUUAAUACACCUAAAAGAUUAUAAAAGUAAAUUUUACGCUUUAGUAUAUAUGAUACAGAAGUUAUAUGAUGUUGUACAGAAUAAGUGUAAGGUAGAAGGUGCAGAUUCAGUAAUGGUACAAGAACUACAAGUGGGAGGUCAUUUAUACCUACAGGUUAUAAAAGAGAGGUUACAAAUGCUAUUAUACGUCAUCAAAGCUAAUAUACUGAAAAAAGUUAAAACAUCUAAGAAAUUCGUCUGGUCAACGAACGAAAUCCAGAACAUAGUAAAAAUGGCGGGCACGUUAGAACAACGUAUGGAAACGUUCCUAGCGACGGGCAACGCGCCUUCGAACAACGUCAAUCUCGCGCAGUACAAGGGCCUCACUAUUGUUGCUGAAAACAUCAACAGGAUGAGAUAUAUGUCUCACUUCAAAGCGAUCCACCGCGGGUCAUUCUUCAUGGAGAUGCGCACGACGGAGGCGCGCCAGCUGCUGCCGGACGCGUGGGGCUUCGUGUGCCCCGUGCACACGCCCGACGGCGCGCCCUGCGGACUGCUCAACCAUCUCACCGUGUCCGCGCAGGUAACACAACAUCCUGAUCCGAAGUUAUUGGAAUCUUUGCCGUUCGUGUUAGAGAAAUGCGGUAUGCAACCAAUAAGUUCAGUGUCGCAAACUCCGUUAUCUCAAGACGUGUACAAGUACCCAGUGUUCAUCGAUGGCCGGCUGGUCGGGUACUUCCCUGAAGAUACUGUGGACAAGUCCACAGCGUACUUACGUACUUUGAAGAUAAAGGGAGAAGAAAUGCCUAUCACUACGGAAAUCGUUGUCAUACCGAAGAAACAGAUUUGUUCGCAAUAUGCCGGCGUGUUUCUAUUCACAACGGAAGCUCGUAUGAUGCGGCCAGUCAUCAACCUGAGCAGUGGCCAGCUGGAGCUGAUAGGAACUAUGGAGCAGGUCUACCUGGACGUGGCUGUAACACACCAGGAGAUAUACAAAGGAAAAACAACACAUUUGGAGCUGUCAAAGUCAGCGUUCAUGAGCAACUUGGCGCAAUUAGUGCCGAUGCCCGACUGCAACCAGUCGCCGCGUAACAUGUACCAGUGCCAGAUGGGUAAGCAGACGAUGGGCACGCCGAUACAUACGUGGGCAAGCAACGCGGAGACCAAGUUAUACCGGCUGCAGACGCCCGCCACGCCGCUGUUCCGCCCCACGCACUACGACCGCCUCGGCCUCGACGACUACCCGAGCGGCACUAACGCCAUUGUUGCCGUCAUCUCCUAUACUGGCUACGAUAUGGAAGACGCUAUGAUAAUCAACAAAUCUGCAUACGAGCGUGGUUUUGCUGCGGGUUUCGUGUAUAAAUCGGAUUUUGUUGAACUAAAGCAUUCGUCUUCAUAUUUCUGGCGUGAUCCUUCGCGGCCUGAACUCGCUCCGCGUUUUUAUUUUUUUUUUUUGUAUUCUUAUAGUUUCUACGACGGUGAGAAGAGUCAGUUCGUGGUGAGCAAGUACCACGGCAAGGAGGAGGUGGUGGUAGAUAGUGUGCGUCUCUGCGGGGACUUCUCAGCCCGCGCGCCGAGGAAGGCCUGCAUCAUGCUACGGAUACAGCGUAACCCAACAGUGGGGGACAAGUUCGCGUCUCGCGCGGGCCAGAAGGGCAUCUGCUCGCAGCUGUGGCCCGCCGAGGAUCUGCCCUUCUCCGAGUCGGGUCUCAUCCCCGACAUCCUGUUCAACCCACACGGCUUCCCCUCGCGGAUGACCAUCGCUAUGAUGAUCGAGUGUAUGGCGGGGAAAGCCGCCAGUAUACAUGGACAUUUUUAUCUCCAUAGGGAAUCCAAGACAAGUUUUAUGCAUUUUUAUAUGAGAAUUUUUACUAUAGACGAUUUUUUUACUAUUUUAUAUGAGUUUUUUUUUAAUUUAUUCCAGGUGCGUACAACGGGCGCAGUGGAUACUUUAACCCGACAGCCAGUGAAAGGCAGAAGACGAGGUGGCGGUGUGAGACUGGGGGAGAUGGAGAGAGACGCUCUCAUCUCACACGGCGCGGCUUUCCUGCUGCAGGACAGACUCUUCGACUGCUCGGAUAAGAGCGAGGCUGUAAUAUGUACGAAAUGCGGCACGUUGCUUGGUCCCGUGUUGAGUAAGGGAGACAGCAAUAACGACAGUUGUCGUCUCUGCGGCCAGGGCAAGUUCGCGUCAGUCUACAUCCCGUAUAUCUUCAAGUUCUUUGUGACUCAGCUCGCGGCUGUCAAUAUUAAUGUCAGAAUCAAUUGUAACGGCAGCUUUGCUAUUAAAAGUUCUUAAAUAAAAUGAUAUAAAUUAAA
This is a messenger RNA of Papilio polytes (common Mormon), 3389 nucleotides long. It is a transcript of the gene RpI135, whose product is annotated as DNA-directed RNA polymerase I subunit RPA2. Gene Ontology annotation, biological process: DNA-templated transcription. Gene Ontology annotation, molecular function: DNA-directed RNA polymerase activity; ribonucleoside binding; DNA binding. The record is from RefSeq and is a predicted model, not a curated record. Bases 103 to 3369 code for a protein of 1088 amino acids. Gene Ontology annotation, cellular component: nucleus; RNA polymerase I complex. Lineage: Eukaryota; Metazoa; Arthropoda; Insecta; Lepidoptera; Papilionidae. The transcript has 20 exons.